AUGGAAAAUGAUUCCUUCACUUUGAAAUCGCGGGCUCGUAGGAAUUUGAGCAGGAUGACAUCGCUCCUGUCGUCACUCAAAAGGGGCACUCCCCAAAUCGAUACUUCUUCGGGAUGUUUGGAGGGUUCGGAGGUGGACCCGAGCUUGAAGUCUUCCAGAGCUUUCAGCUCGGGAUGGGACAGAUCUGAGAUCUUGUUGCUCUCCUCCUUAAAAGAAGCGAAUGAUUCCGGCGCUUUAAGCUUUUCUGCUGUCUGUUUCUCCUUUUCCGGCAACACUACCUCUUUGGGUUCGAUUUUCGGGGAUUCGGAUUCCUGCGGCACCGCCAGAGCCGCUGCUAGCGGCUGGGAAACGGCGGCGGCGGAGACGGUGACGAGCUCGGCCGCGAGCGGUGGCUCGGGCGGCGGGGGAUCCAGAGGGGUGUCUUUUUCGACCACCGUCACGGCCUCUUUCAGCUUGUCCUCGACCACCGGCGGGGGAGAGUCCUGCUGCAGGUCCAGCGGCACCGAAGCUAGGGGCGGUUCGGGGAGGGAUUCCGGUUCGACCGACGGCGGGGGAGGGAGCUCGUUGAAGGGCUCCGGUUCUUGGAGCGGCGGCCCUUCGGUUUGCUCCACCGAGGCCGGCGGCUGGGGCUGUGUGGAUGCGGCGGAACUUUGGACUGAGACAAAGACAAAGAUAGAGAGAGAGGAUCACGCGGACAGUGAGGUAUCUCGUGUUUACGGCUGA
This is a messenger RNA of Striga asiatica, 723 nucleotides long. Lineage: Eukaryota; Viridiplantae; Streptophyta; Magnoliopsida; Lamiales; Orobanchaceae. The record is from the annotation of a GenBank genome assembly.